UAUUGUUUGCUUAAGCCCAAUAAUUAUUUGCAAAAUUAGAUCUCCAAACAAGCCCAAUUCAACAUUAACGUCAACAUUCCCGCAAAAUCCCACCCACACUCUCUCCGCCGGGAACUGAGAUUCUUCGCCGUCGCUUUCUAUUUUUCGAUAUGGCUCAUCCACCGCCGUACGAGCCUUUCUACCUGGCUGCGCCGCCUCCGGAAUACAAUUAUGCUCCCGGCGAUAGAAACGGAAUCAACACUCUCUUCGUCUCCGGUCUCCCCGACGACGUGAAGGCGCGCGAGAUUCACAACCUCUUCCGCCGCCGUCCCGGUUUCGAGUCCUGCCAGCUCAAAUACACCGGUCGCGGCAAUCAGGUUGUGGCGUUUGCGACCUUUGUGAAUCAUCAAUCGGCAAUGGCAGCCUUGCAUUCUCUGAAUGGUGUUAAAUUUGAUCCUCAAUCUGGUUCCACUUUGCACAUUGAACUGGCGAGAUCAAAUUCUAGAAGAAAACUUACACCAGGAAGUGGUCCAUAUGUUGUCAUUGAUAGAAGAACGAAUUCUGAGACUGACGCUAGGGAAUCAUCUAGCGAGGAUGGAGAUGGUGAUUCUGAUGACCCAGCCACCAACCCUGAUGAGGGGAACCAAGACACUUCAGCAGCUGAGAAAAGCACCGAACCAACAGGCUAUGGCAAUGAUGCUUUUGCUCAAGAGAGUGAGCAAGGUGAAAAGGCAGCAGAUGGUGCAUGCUCUACCUUGUUUAUUGCUAAUUUAGGUCCAACCUGUACUGAAGAUGAACUGAAGCAACUUCUUUCGCAAUACCAAGGAUUCAACAGCCUUAAGGUUCGUGCCAGAGGUGGAAUGCCAGUUGCAUUUGCUGAUUUCGAGGGAGUGGAACGUGCAACCGAGGCAAUGAACUCGCUUCAAGGAAGCACGCUGCCAUCCUCUGACCGCGGUGGAAUGCAUAUAGAAUACGCAAGGUCGAAAAUGAGGAAGCCCUAAUCUCUACUUUAGAUGCAAACUGCCUGCAUCAUUGGAUGCUUAAAAUUGUAUGACGUAGCUAGAAAAUUGUUGUUAAUCUGUGUUAAUGCAUUACUGGAAUACUAUUUAAUUGGCCGUACUGAUGCAAUGAUGAGUUUGCUCAUUCAUUCCUGCAUAUCAUGUUAAACUAUAUAACUGUAUACUAGUGUUGCCAUUCUUGACUAU
Salvia miltiorrhiza (redroot sage) is the source of this 1184-nucleotide messenger RNA. RefSeq lists its product as uncharacterized. The coding region runs from base 150 to 980 and encodes 276 amino acids. Lineage: Eukaryota; Viridiplantae; Streptophyta; Magnoliopsida; Lamiales; Lamiaceae. The transcript has 10 exons. The record is from RefSeq and is a predicted model, not a curated record. Gene Ontology annotation, molecular function: mRNA binding.